AUGACGACGCUCAAGUCCGCCCUGCGCUUCCCUCCAGCCCACCCUCCUCCUCUACCGCCGCCUCCCGAGCCGCAGUACCCCAACCUCACCUCGCGCUUCUCUGCCGAGACCCUCCUCAUCAAGUCGCCCCCUCGACCGUUCCAGCGCCUCUUCUCGUCGACCAACCACGCCACGACGCCCUCGCCGCCUCUCUCGCCGCCGUCGGGCGCCGUCAGGCGGUAUCACCGCCGCGUGUCGUCGCAAAAGGGCGGCAGCGUCUACCGCCAUGCCCCGUCCGCGAGCGAGAGCCGCCUCGUCGUCUCGUCGCCCAAGGCGUACGACCUCCCCGAGACGCCGACGCGCGCCUCGAUGGACCACGUGCGCCCGACUCGGCGCUCGGGCUCGAUCUCGCGCGCGAAGGCGACGAACGGGACCGCGGCCGACAAGCUCGCCGGCGCCGCCAAGGACGUGCUCGACAUGUUCACGCUACGGCGCCACGGCCACGGGCACGGGCGCCAGGGCAGCCACAGCAGCUCGGCGAGCGGCGACAGCGUCGAGUCGCUCGCGUCGACGAGGCCGCGCUCGCUGUCGUCGCCGUCGCCCGCGCUCGUGUCGCAGCCGCCGCCGGCUCCAAGGCGCAGGCCGCCGCCUCGGCCGUACAACCCGCCCGCCGCGCUCGUCGACCCUCCUCCUCGGUCCGACUCGCGCAACGCCAUGGCCUCCGACGUCGCGGCGUUCGGCGCACCGUCUCGAGCCGCGCACGGGCCUCCCGCGCCGCCGGCGGGCCGCCCUCGCCCGAAGCAGCUCCCCCUGCAGGCUCGCCCGCACCUCCGCCCGACCUCGCCACCAUCGCCCUCGAUCCCUCCUCUCCGUCCAGCACGCCAACCGCCCGCACCUCCCGCCGUCGACAAGUCGCACAAGCCGUUCCACGCCAUGAUCGUCUCGGGGCCGACGCGCGCCGCGGUCGAGCGCCGCUCGCUCGACGAGUUGCUCGUGCGCAUCGACGUCGGCGGGCAGUCGACGUACACGACGAGCGCGGCGACGCUCGUCGGCCAGGGCGUCGAGGGCGGCAGGCUCGGCGACUUUGUCGAGGCCGUCCUCGAGGACGUCAGGCGGGGCGGCGACGAGCCUGUCGAGGAGGACGAGGCAGCAGCAGGGCACCAGGAGCACGAGCAGCACCCGCACCCGUACCUCCAGCUGCCCGGCGCGCUCACCGACGCGUCGUCGAGCUCCCUCAGCCUCGCGCCCUCUCUCACGCCCUCGCCCUACCCGUCCUCGCCCUUCCCCUUCGCCGACAACCUCUCGACCUACUCGACCUGUGCACCUGGCGACGGCGACGAGCCGAUGAGCCCCAUCGACCCGCUCGUCAACAGCUCGCAGGCCGCCCUCGCCUCGAAGGAGCUCUUCCUCGGCCUGCCGCACGCCUUCAGCCCGCCGCCGCACCCGCUCCCGACGACGCGAGGGCGCGCCCAGUACGCCGAGAUGGUCGGCUCGCCGACGCUGCCGCACGGCGGCAAGCACCGCUCGGUGUACCCGGACGUGGGCUCGAGCGUCGACCUCGGGCCCGAGGGCGGGCCGCUCCUCCCGCUCGUCAUGCCGUCGGCGAGGGCGCCGCCGCCGUCGCUCGCCGAGGAGGCGGCCCGCAAGGCGCUCACGAUGCGCUCUCGCGCCGGCGUCACGGCCAAGGUCGAGCCGGCUGCCGACGACGAGAUCCCGUUCCAGAACCCGUUCGAGCGCGGCCUCGGGCCCUACUUCGACGUCGUGCGCAAUCAGCUCCACGCCUCGGUCGGCUCCGACUCGCUCCUCGGCGUCCCGCGCUCGCCGGCCGGCACGUUCUCGUCAUCGCCGUCGUCGUCGCCCAUCCUCGCCACGUCACCGCGCCCGGCGAGCGCCGUCGAGCGCAGCUCGCUCGACUUUGGCCUCCUGCCCUCGGACGUCGAGGGCUACGGGUCCGAGGAGGAGCACCGCAGCAGGAGCACGGUGCUCGGCGUGCCGCGCGGCCUGAGCAGGCGCACGCUCGAGGGCCUGUCGAGCUUGGCGCGCGGCGGCUGCGGCGACGACAAGGUGCCCGCCGUGCCGAGGCUCGCCGUCGAGGCGGACACGGCGGUGGCGGCGCCGGCGGCGAGGAGCAGGGCGGGCACGCCGUCGCUCUCGAUGAGCGUGUCGACUGUCGACGACGAGGAGCACUCGGGCGCGCCGGCCGAGGUCACGCUCGAGGACGCGACGCUCGCCGUGUUCCUCGACCGAACCGACUCGCCGCUCAUGUCGCUCGCAUCGGCCGACGGUGCGGGCAGCGACGUCGCGCCGGGCCUCACCCUGUACGGCGCCGUCGUCGACUUCCUCCGCAACAGCGCUCUGCCCGCCUCCCUCGUCCUCCCUCCCGCCUCCUCCUCGACAUCGUCGUCGCACGUGCCCACCUCCAGCACCGCCGACCCUGACGUCGACCCGCUCUACCUCUCGCUCUUCGCCCUCGCGCCCGCACCCCUCUUUGCGCUCCUCGCAGCCUUGCGCACGCUCUCGACCGAGGCGGCGUGGCUCGGUCUGCAAGACCUCGAGCGAGCGUGCAGCGUCGAGCAAGAGCGUGUCGCGGGCGUCGGGCGGUGGCUCGCGCAGGCGAGGGGAGCUGGAGCAAAGGUCGGUGCGCGAGACACGACGAAGGGUCUUUCGGCGAGGGCCAAGGAGGGCUGGAUCUAG
Rhodotorula graminis WP1 is the source of this 2673-nucleotide messenger RNA. RefSeq lists its product as uncharacterized. The record is from RefSeq and is a predicted model, not a curated record. Lineage: Eukaryota; Fungi; Basidiomycota; Microbotryomycetes; Sporidiobolales; Sporidiobolaceae. The transcript has a single exon. The coding region runs from base 1 to 2673 and encodes 890 amino acids.